AUGGGAGUGAGCGAUAAGAUUGCGAGUCAUAAGUUUGCUGAUGAGGACGAGUCGGACGACGGCUUGAAGGAUAAUUGGGACGAUCCGGACGAAGAGCCCGUCGUCGCGACCGAAGCGCCAAAACCGACAGCCGUUUCGUCGAAGAAGAAAAAUUUGUUGUCAAAGAUCGCCGAAAAGGAGCGCAAAGAACGCGAAUCGAAACCUCAGACCAGCGAAGAACUGUUGGCCGAAAAGUUAGAGCGACAGAGACUUCAAGAAGAGUCGGAUCUAUUGUUGGCAAAGGAAGCGUUUGGAGAGUCAAACUCAUCGACGAGUGCUUCUGGUCUUGACAUCAAUCUUAACACGAGAGAGGAUUUCGAUUCAUUCCGCAAGAGUCUGAUCGACAAACUGCUAGUUUAUGAUAAAUCUCCUCAUUUUGUGAACUUCUUGGAGAAUCUGUUCCGCGAAUUAUGCGUUUCUAUAGAAUCGGAUGAUAUAAAGCGAUUGUCCAGUAGUUUGACCGCACUUUUCAACGAGAAAGUAAAGCUACAGAAGGCCGGAGCGAAGGGCAAGAAGAAAGGAAAGGGUCCGUCAGUUCAUUUGGAGCGCAACGCCACCGCAUAUGGCGAUGACGCGGGUCUCGACGAUUUCGAUGACUUUAUUUAA
Molecule: messenger RNA, 645 nt
Organism: Medioppia subpectinata
Lineage: Eukaryota; Metazoa; Arthropoda; Arachnida; Sarcoptiformes; Oppiidae
Source: the annotation of a GenBank genome assembly